CAUGGGGGGCAGGACAGAAGAGAAGGCAGAGACACCCACAGAGAGGCAGCCCUCCCAGAUCCCAGCUCACAAGCACUCAGUCCAGGGGAUUAAAAGAGAACUUUAUUGGGGGUUGCGGGAGGAGAAGCAGGGAAACUAGAAUAAACUUGGGAAAGCAAGUGAUUAAUUACCAAUACCUAUUAGAUAAGAUUUCCACCCCACCCCUUUGGUGUCUUACUCGUCCACAUCUCAGUCCUCCUCUGGCAGAUGUGAGUGGCUUCCCUCCCCAGCUCUCUGUGUUGCAGUUUGUUGUCCAGAGAUGGAGGAAUCCAACAAUUCCGUCAGAUUUGGCUUCCUGCCAGUGGCUUUCGUGUUCCUCUUAUAACCCCUUGGCCCCAGCAUCCUGCUGAGGAUUCUGUCCCCAUCUGGACCGCCCUGAGGCUCUUCCACACCAGCCUGUGGGAGCAGAGCAGCUGCAGGAAUGGCAGCCUCUUGCCGUCUCAAGCCCUUGAGCCGUGUGGCCGUGAGUGGGGGCACCCAUGGCAACGAGAUGUCGGGCGUCUACCUGGCCAAGCACUGGCUGCGGGACCCCAUGGAGCUGCGGCGUGACAGCUUUGCCGUCACGCCCUUCCUGGGCAACCCGUGUGCCAUUGAGAAGUGUGUGCGGUAUGUGGGGCGGGAUCUGAACCGCACCUUCACCACCGAGUUCCUCAGCUCCGCAGAGGCAGAGGACGAGCCCUACGAGGUGGUCCGGGCCCGCAAGAUCAACCAGACCUACGGCCCCAAGGGCUCAGCCCAGGCCUUUGACUUCAUGUUUGACCUGCACAACACCACAGCCAACAUGGGCGCCUGCCUUAUCGUGGACUCAGAGGAGAGCCUGCUGCCCAUGCACAUGUGCCACUACAUCCAGACGCACUACACACGGAGCCCCUGUCCCAUCUACCUGUACAAGUUGCCAGGCGAGGAGACUUACUCUAUCAACUCGGUGGCCAAAGCCGGGCUAGCGCUGGAGCUGGGGCCACAGCCCCAGAGGGUGGUGAGAGCUGACCUGUUUGCUCAGAUGAGAGCCCUCAUGGCCUGCGCACUGGACUUCAUUGAACUCUUUAACAAGGGCACAGUGUUCCCUGCCUUUGAGAUUGAAGCCUACAAGAUCACCGGGCUCAUGGACUAUCCCCGCUACCCUGAUGGGGAGAUCUCAGCCAUGGUGCAUCCCAAGCUGCAGGAUAAGGAUUUCCUCCCCUUGAAUCCCGGGGACCCAAUCUUCCAGACCUUCAGUGGGGAGGAGAUCCUGUACAAGGGCAACACCACCAUCUACCCGGCCUUCAUCAACGAGGCUGCCUAUUAUGAGAAGAAGGUGGCCUUUGCCAAGAUGGAGAAGCACACAUUCUCCAUCCCUGGCCUGCAGCGAGAAUGAGCCAGGUGGGGCAUGGGCUAAGAGGGAAUAAACAGAGUCUGAAUGGA
This is a messenger RNA of Chelonia mydas (Green sea turtle), 1440 nucleotides long. It is a transcript of the gene ACY3, whose product is annotated as aminoacylase 3. The record is from RefSeq and is a predicted model, not a curated record. NCBI's taxonomy places the organism in Eukaryota, Metazoa, Chordata, Testudines, Cheloniidae. Gene Ontology annotation, molecular function: hydrolase activity, acting on ester bonds; aminoacylase activity. The transcript has 8 exons. The coding region runs from base 461 to 1393 and encodes 310 amino acids.